This is a messenger RNA of Prunus avium (sweet cherry), 1749 nucleotides long. Its product is annotated as Zinc finger (CCCH-type) family protein. The record is from RefSeq and is a predicted model, not a curated record. Gene Ontology annotation, molecular function: metal ion binding; mRNA binding. NCBI's taxonomy places the organism in Eukaryota, Viridiplantae, Streptophyta, Magnoliopsida, Rosales, Rosaceae.
UCACACAAACUCUUCCUAGUAGUCGUGGGUGGGACUCAGGAGUCAGUACUCACCGAUUUCGUUUCUCUCCUACAAAAAUUAGGGUUUCUGCUUUUUGGCGGCUAGGGUUUGACUCCACCCAAUAAAGAUUGGCUCUUUUUUAGCAUAUCUUAUUUCUUCCCUGUUAUAUGCUUUCCCUGUUCUUUGAAGAGUUCAUCAACUCUGUCACUCCUCUCCAACAUUCCAACUUCAAUUUGGGUUUUGUUAUUUUAUCCCCAAUUCUCGUCUGGGUUUUCUUGUGACAAGUUGUGAACUUUGAUCCUUCCUCUCAUCAAAAUCAAUCUAGGUUGGUGGGCUUUGUGAAGAAAGUUUUGGCUUUUGCACAGGUUAUGAUCUGAUCUGGGUGUUCUUGAAUAGACCCUGCUUGUUGAUUUGAUCAUUAUCUGAGGGAGGUUUAAAAGUAGUUUCUGAGGCAUGAAUUUUUCUGAUCACACACAAUUUAUGCCGUCACAAACGCCUUAUGCUGGAGGCAGUGAUGCAGUAAAUUGUUGGCCUCCAUUCCCUAUGAGUAUGAACAAUGAAGACCAACAUUCUCAGUUUGAACAGCUGCCUUCUCCAUUUAAAAGACCACGAAAUUCUGAAGAAAACCAAUCGAAUCCAAUGCCCUACCCACCCAUGAACGCUAGGAUGCAGCCCCCAAAUGCCCCAGUUAACAAGGGAGCGAGCAACAUUUUCUAUAAGACCCGUUUGUGUGUAAAUUUUAAAACCGGCAUGUGCAGGAAUGGUGAGAACUGCAACUAUGCACAUGGCAUUGAAGACAUCCGCCAUCCCCCUCCCAAUUGGCAAGAACUUGUUUCUGUACGUGAAGAAGAUCGACCACCAUUGUCCGGUAAUUGGGAUGAUGAUCAGAAAAUAAUCCACCGGAUGAAGCUAUGCAAGAAGUUUUACAAUGGGGAGGAGUGUCCUUAUGGAGAUAGGUGUAACUUUCUUCAUGAAGAUCCAGCAAAGUUUAGGGAUGAUAUAAGCAGGUUUAGGGAGAACACAUCAAUAAGCAUUGGAACUACAGGACCAUCGGUGGUACAUGGGAGUGGCUCAAAUCAUUCUGAGGAAAAUAGGCUUGUAAACACGGGUAUGGAUACUUUCCGUGUAAAUAUGAAGCCGGUGUAUUGGAAGACAAAGUUAUGUAAUAAGUGGGAGACUACAGGCAAAUGCCCCUUUGGCGAAAAAUGUCACUUUGCUCACGGCCAAGCAGAGUUACAAGUGCCUGGUGGACGAGUUGAAGCCGAAGUUUUGAGUAGUACACCCAUUUCAACAAAACCCCAAGCUGGUCCUGUUAAUGAUUCCUCUACAACUGCAAUGGCAAUACAGCCUGCUUCAAAUGACGAAGGGGGCCAGGGUAAGAAGAGGGUGCUAAAAUGGAAAGGGUCCAAAAAGAUCAAUCGCAUAUAUGCUGAUUGGCUUGAUGAUGUGCCGCUGGUGCAACAGCAGAACUUGUCCAGCACAGUGGAGAGCUAAAUUUGAGUUCAAGCUCUGGUCUUGGAGUCAUUUUCCAGUUAAAAAAUCAGAGUGCUGUGUUUCAAAAAAUUUGUUCUCCAGGAUGAUUCGUUUCCAGAGAUUGGUCAUUGUUGGUUGUCGAUCAGGUCUAUAGGUUUCUAUUUCUUAUUAUAGUUUUGGCUCCUCGCUCAGUCAUUAGAUUAUGUUAUAAUAAUGAUGCAAAACUAGCUAUUGUUUUUAAAAGAUCAAAUAAGAAGUGAAUGUGAUUAUUAUUCA